CCUCACCCAACCCUCUAUCUCACCAAAACCAUAAUUCCCCCGCAAAGAGAACCCAAAACGAGAGAAGAGAAGAUUAAGAAAAAUGAUCUCCCUCCCACAACACACCCCCACCCCCAACGCCAGCUCCGUCCCCCAAGACCAACUCACCACAGCCGCCAAUCCCACCGCAACCCCGGACUCUGCACCGCAGCAGCAGCACCACCACCACCAAGGCCAACAACUGCACCUGCACCACCCCCGCCUAACAAUCCAAUACUGCACGCAGUGCAAAUGGAUGCUCCGCGCCGCAUACUUCGCGCAGGAACUCCUCUCGACGUUCUCGACGCAGCUGGGCGAGGUGGCGCUGCAGCCGGCGACGGGGGGUGUCUUCACGGUGACGCUGUAUCAUCGGCGCGGGUGGGCGGGGGAGGAGGCAGAGGGGAACGGACAGGCCGAUACAAUCACCGAGACGGUGCUGUGGGAUCGGAAGCGGGAUGGCGGGUUUCCUGAAGUCAAGGUGCUUAAAUCCCUCGUGCGGAAUGUGGUGGAUCCCGGGCGGGAUUUGGGACAUACCGAUCGGGCAUUGAGGAAGGCCCGCGAGCUGGGGCAGGAGCAGCAACAAGAAGAAACUCAGGAAAAGGAGAAGUGUGAGGAAUGUCAAUAGACCAAUCUAUAUCAUAUAUAAGUAGUAUCAGAGUCUCAAUCAAUUCGGAAAA
Molecule: messenger RNA, 695 nt
Organism: Aspergillus aculeatus ATCC 16872
Lineage: Eukaryota; Fungi; Ascomycota; Eurotiomycetes; Eurotiales; Aspergillaceae
Product: SelT/SelW/SelH family protein
Exons: 3
Coding region: 83-643 (186 amino acids)
Source: RefSeq, a predicted model, not a curated record